CUUCCGCACUUGGACAUUUUGUUCUAAUAGGCUCAUUCAUGUGUUAUGGUCAAUCUUCAUCGCAAGUUUACCGAAUGAGUUAAUGAGCACAUUCUACUCGAAUUCUUUUUUGCUCUAUAUGUGGAGGAGUUGAAAAUAAACGAUGUCGUUAUUGUGGGAUCUGAAUAGGACUAUACCCGAAAUUUUCGAGGGCAAAAGUGUUUUCAUUACAGGUGGUAGUGGUUUUAUCGGUAAAGUUCUGAUAGAGAAACUUUUGAGGUCGUGUCCUGGCAUUAAAAAUAUUUACGUCUUGGUGAGGCCAAAGAAGAAUAAAAAUAUUCAGGAGAGGGUCGAAGCUCUCUUCGAUGUACCUUUAUUCGAUCAACUGAAGGCAGAUAAUAUUGCAAUCAUCAAAAGAGUUAUUGGGGUUGAAGGAGAUAUCACAAAGGUCAAUCUUGGAAUGAACGAGAGUGAUACCACGAUCAUUCUAGAUAACGUUUCGAUAAUAUAUCACAUCGCAGCCUCUGUGAGAUUCAACGAUUUCUUGAAAUCUGCCAUUUUUGCCAAUACCCGAAGCACUAGAGAAGUCAUUUCAUUGGCCAAACAAUGUGCAUCAUUGGAUGUAUUCGUCUACUGUUCUACAGCGUACAGCAAUUUCGAUCAGCACGUGAUAGAAGAGAAGGUGUAUCCCCCCAUCCAUGAUUGGAGGAUAGCGAUAGAAAUGGCUGAAACAUACGAUGACAUGACCCUACAAGUAUUGACAGAAAAAUUCAUCAAUCCAUUGCCAAAUACGUAUACUUUCACUAAACGAAUGGCAGAGCAACUUGUGAUAGAUUUGUGUACUAAUCAAAUCCCAGCAAUUAUAACAAGACCGUCCAUCGUUCUACCAAGCUCGAAUGAUCCUAUAGAUGGUUGGGUGGACAAUUUCAAUGGACCCAUGUCUAUCAAUCUAUUGGCCGGAAAAGGAUUGGUGAAGGUGAUCUAUGGUGAUGAAGAUAGUGAGCAAGAUUAUGUUUUCGUUGACAACACAGCAAAAAGUUUGGUGAUAGCAGCUUGGAAAAAAAUCAUCCAGACAGAUAAAUCCAAAAUUGAAGUAUACAACAUCGCAUCGGAUAUGAAUUCCACCAAUAAAUUCAUGAGAGAUGAAGGCAAUAAAAUAAUUUCAAAAAAUCCACCAGAAUCAUACUUAUGGGCCGCAGAUGCUGCAUUUGUGAAGAGUUCUGAUGUAUUCUUCAUCGCAACAUUGAUAUAUCAUCUCAUGCCUGCCAUCAUUUUGGACUUGAUCAUGCGUUUGACUGGAAGAAAGCCGAAAUUUUUCAAGAUUUAUCGAAUGUUCUAUGUAGCAAACCUAGCCUUGUAUAUAUUUAUGUCAAAGACAGUUGAUAUCAGAUGCGAAAAUUAUGUCGCACUGGAAAACUCUUUACUGAAAUACGACAGACGGUCAUUUUCGUUCAUCGAUUCCCGCGUACGACCAAAUUCGACAGGAACAAAAGAAGGGUACACCGUUUUCUGGAGAGGCAUUAAACAAUUCUUAUUGAAUGAGAAAGCUCAUGCAACUGAAUCAGAGAUAAAAAAAUAUGAAUGGGUGAUGUUUCUACAGAAGAUGGUUUUUCUUGCUGUCAAAGGAUCUAUUAUCUACUUCAUCCUAUUGAGGUUAUUCUCAGCUUCGAUCACCUCUCAAGUUAAUGGAAUUACGGAUAUCUAGUUCAUUUACAAAAAUGGAUGUCCAUGAAUAAGCAGCUUCAGAAUAUCAUAAUGAAUAUAAAUUAAGAAUUAAUUUAGAAUUUGUGGUCAAGUU
Phaedon cochleariae (mustard beetle) is the source of this 1777-nucleotide messenger RNA. The record is from the annotation of a GenBank genome assembly. NCBI's taxonomy places the organism in Eukaryota, Metazoa, Arthropoda, Insecta, Coleoptera, Chrysomelidae.